Molecule: messenger RNA, 2325 nt
Organism: Marasmius oreades (fairy-ring Marasmius)
Lineage: Eukaryota; Fungi; Basidiomycota; Agaricomycetes; Agaricales; Marasmiaceae
Exons: 4
Coding region: 368-1774 (468 amino acids)
Molecular function (GO): protein binding
Source: RefSeq, a predicted model, not a curated record
UCGCAUCCUACACCCACCUCAGCCUGCACAAAUAAUAUGGCUCGAGUCAUGUACCAAGUGCAACCCGGAAGCUAUUUAUCUAUCACUAUAUGUCAGGUUGAGCACGACGAUGGCAACAUUCCGCAGGACUUAUUCGGUGACAGGUGGAGGAAGCCGUAGCUCCUGAAGGAUAUCUACGGACCGAUUUUCACGCCCCUUCUGCCUGUCGAGCGAACCAUCUAAGGACUCAGGUCGUCUGUCAACUUGUGGAGAGCAUCAUUUGGACCGAGUAAGGCUAAGGCGCCACUACUGUGAACACCACCUUGCAGUCCUCUUUGGUCCUAAAAACUCUUCACUUCCAUGGCAAUGAACAAGAACCCAUCUGUCAAUGCGGUCGCGGUCGCAGACGUUUGGACGUUUUUCAGCCGUUACGAGCAGGAGAUGUGUCAUUUUUCCGAGGCUUCGGUCCGGUCAUCCACUUGCUUCCGAUGACGCGUGUUACCCCCGCAAACGAUUUGUUGUUUUUGGGGUUGAACUAGUGCGGAGGCUAGUGGCUACGAUGCGCACGUCCUGUCUCCCUCUCGAGCUCCUUUUCCACAUAUUCGAAUGCCUUCCCAGACCACAUCAAACACCUGAUAUCUGGCGUUGUGCACAGGUUUGUCGUCGAUGGAGAACAACUUUAUGCAAAGUCAUGCCGUGGUUAUGGUCCACAAUUGAACUCGAUGCCGAUGCACUCCAGAACAUUAACGUUCUUUGUCACUACUUGAAGAGGUCCCACGGUCGCCCUCUAUCCAUUACCCUCAAACGCUGUAUCCGUCUUGCAUUCAACUGCGAGGAAGGCUCAGACUCCGACACCGCUAGUUCUAAACUAGAAGAUUACCUUGAGGUGCUCAUCCCACAUUGCGCCCGCUGGCAAGACUUUUCCUGCCAGGGGCUUUUAGCUCACGAGCUCGAACAGUUUGCACCCGUCAAAGGCCGUCUCCCUUUACUGCGCCAUCUUCAUCUUUACAUUCAUGAUGAUUUUCUCCACGACUACCCAACCGACAUCGAUUCGUUCAGCAUUGCUCCCAAUCUACGGUCUGUAAGGGUCCUUGGUACUCAUCUACCACGUCCUCCCUUAGUCUUACCUUGGACCCAACUUGAUUUCUACCAAGCCAACCAAAGCCAUCGUCAUCUUGUUGACGUGUUGCAUAAGGCACCGGAAAUGGGGACCUGUAUGAUAUCCAGCAGACCGAGCGUCCACGUUCCUUACGCCGGUCCAUCCGUCUAUCAUGAGAACCUACACACGCUCUCUGUCCACGGCACACACGUCCUAUCCCACCUCUCCCUUCCAUCCCUCCGCAACCUAACCCUCACUCUCAACAACCCCCUCGAACUCGUGGCUCUCACCUCGUUCUUAAAGGGAAACACCAAAUUUCCCCUCCGAGAGUUAAAACUCACGGGUCGUUUCUGUGCCACCAAUUUGUCCUUCUCCGAUUUGUUAAAAGACCUAUUUACCACCACUUCAGCUUCAUCUCUCACAACUCUCGAUUUUGGAUUGUUAAUACCACAAGCCUGCAACAUUCUAUACUCAUUACUUACCCUCACCACGGAGGACGAGCACACGUGCAUCUUACCCGAGCUCGAGUGCUUAACCAUACAUCCUUCAUUACUCAAAUACCAUUGCGAGACGAUGUUGCUCGCGAUGAUGAGUUCCCGAGUGGGGGCACGACGCCCACGUCCUGCUCCUAAGAUAAAGCUCGGGGAACGAGAGUCCCGUAAUCGACACCGUGCUCGUCUUCAUCACCGCCCAUGAUUAUGAUCAUGGAUCUGCGCUUGGAAUGGCUGUUGAUAUCUGAUGCCUGGAGUAUCAGUUGUUUCGUUUAAUGACAUUGACAAUCUACAAUCCGACACCCCACACCACGAUUUCCACGUGCACGCGGGUGAUUUGACCGGCAUAGGGAAAUAGGAUGCCAUCGGCGUACUAUAAUUGACAGCCCUCGGGUUGUCAGUGGAGGUGCCGGGGUUUAGAAUACCGUGUCUGCUUUAACGGCAUCCCACGACACCCUUCCCUCCUUCCCUUGUUUGUAUCUUUUACCUUCGGCGGUGCACCAAAACGAGUUGGCCUACUUCCCCACUCCACCCCCAUCUACUAGUACUACCCCAAUUUCGCACAAUUACAAUUACAACUACUCACCUUACUCUUCACUAGCAGCCACUGGCGCUAUCUAUACUUAUACUGCUUAGAAUGACGAACGCUUGUCGGUGUCAUUUCCACUGUUACUUUUGCGCUGCUUGGUAGCUAUUCAAUUCAUGAAUUCGACGCCUGGGUUAUAAACUCCCAGUGAAAGCGGAUUUCGAAGCGGG